Messenger RNA from Danio aesculapii, 2747 nucleotides. It is a transcript of the gene cep83, whose product is annotated as centrosomal protein 83. Gene Ontology annotation, cellular component: centrosome. The transcript is spliced from 16 exons. NCBI's taxonomy places the organism in Eukaryota, Metazoa, Chordata, Actinopteri, Cypriniformes, Danionidae. The record is from RefSeq and is a predicted model, not a curated record. The coding region runs from base 76 to 2244 and encodes 722 amino acids.
UUUAUUUUGAAAUGCGACUCCGGCCGCCAUCAUCAAAACGUAACUGUGCGUCGCUGUCAGUGAGUGUUGGAUCAGAUGAACCCUCCAGCUUUAGGGCAGGCAUCUGCCCUGUUCCCCAAUCUGGAGCCUCCAGGAGGAGUUGGGAAAGCCACGGUCCUUUUGGGUGGCUCUACGGGACUUACCAGCUCUGAUAUGGAGCUCCAGAAAAUGCUCAUUGAUGAGCGCAUGCGAUGUGAGAACCACAAGACCAACUAUCAGACACUAAAAGUGGAGCACACCAGACUGCAGGAUGAAUACACGCGUGCACAGAAUGAACUUAAACGCCUGCUCAGUGAUCGCCAAGUCACUCAAGAGAAGCAGCAGCUUUUGCUGGCUGAGCUGAGAGGAGACCUGCUGGAUAAAACACGAGAGCUAGAGGAGCUCAAAUUACAGGUGCUGACCCCUCAGCGGCUGGAGCUCUUAAGAGCACAGGUGCAGCAGGAGUUGGAGGCUCCCAUCAGAGAACGCUUCAACAAACUCCAGGAGGAGGCAGAGCAUUACAGGUCAGAGUAUAAUAAGCUCCGUUAUGACCUCACAUUCCUCAAGUCUGAGUUUGAUCACCAGAAAGAAGAACACGCUCGAGUACUGGAGGAGAGACGGAUACGGCACGAAGCUGAUGUGGCGCGACUGGAGCAUGAUAAGGAAGAUCUGGCCACUCAACUGCAGAGUGGAGACCCGGCACGGGACGGGAAGCGGGUUGAAGCCCUGCUGAGGGAGAAAGCUCAGCUCCACCAGCGGCUCAAAGGCCUGGAGGCAGAGGUCACUGAACUCAGAGCAGAGAGAAAUAACUCUGGUGCUCAAGCUGAAAAUGUACAACGAAUACAGAUCCGACAGCUGGCCGAAUCACAGGCUGCAGUAAAAGCCCUGGAGGCUGAGAAACAAUCUAUUCGUAUGCAGUUGGACAGGACGGAAAGUGAACUUCGUUUAUCUCAGGAACAAAACACCCUCCUCACAGGCAAACUGCACAAAGCUGAGAGGGAGAUCAACUCGCUCAACAGUCAGGUUGAAGAGAUGAAGCACACACACAAGCUGGAGUUAAGUAAUGUAAAGCUAGAGUGUGUCCGAUCUAAAGGAGAAAUGGAACGAGAACGAGAUACGCUUCAGUGCCAAGUAGAGGGUCUGCAGUCAGAUAUUGAGGUCAUGAAAUCAGCGCUGGAGAGAAAUAAAGAACUGAUAUCUGAAAAAGAGCGUGAAAUGGUACGCAGGGUUCAGGCAGCAAGAGAGGAGGAAAUACACAAGAUGGCCGCCCUUCAGGAAGAGAAGCUGGAGUUAGAGAAUCGUUUGUCCGAGCUUGAGCAGCAGAAAGCUCUUCAAGAAGCGACAGGAAACUCGCAGAAGGAAGAGUGGGAGGAGCGUCUCCGUGCCGCACAACUGGCGGAGGAGUCUGUUCGUAAAGAACUGCAAAACCUGAGGGCAAAAGUUCAGCAGCAGGGCCAACAGUUGGAGGAGCUGGAGACUUUGAAAGCAGAAAAUGCUGACCUGAGACGACAAAUAGCUGAGCUGAACUUACAGAUAGGAACCCUCUCUCACUCUGAAAGCGAGUUGCUGGACAACAACAACAGACUGAGGGAAAGUCUGGAGCGUUUGAGAGAAGACCUGCGCAGUGCUCGAACACAAAUGGAACGGACCCAACAGGAAGCCGAGAGGUUGGUGGAGGAUAGGCGAGUUGAAUGGUUAGAGGAGAAACACAAGCUGCAAGACAGAGAAGCAGAACUUCGGGAGAAAUACAGCCAGGCCAAAGAGCGCCUACAGAGGGCAGCAUUUGCUCAGAAAAAGAGGAAAACAAUGACUGAACUGAAAGAAAACAAACUCCAAGACAAGAUUCAGCUCCUGGAAGCCAAGAUAGCAGAACUUGAAAUUGAAGCAAGUGCAGAAAAGAAGAAAUCCUCAUAUUCUGAAGAGCAUGCUCAGCUCAGCAAGCGUUUAAGGGAGCUGCAGAGGAGGCACAAUGAGUUUCGCCGACUGUUGCUGGGCAACCAGAUGACCUCCUCCACCCCCCUGGCCCAAUCCCUCCUCAUCCCGAACGAAUCCAUCUUUUCAAACAUACAGGAGGAGCAGCACCAGAGGGAGUUGUGUGUGUUGCGGAGACGCUUAGAAGAGCUAGAAAACAGUCAGCAACAGCAGCUGGAAGAGCUUGCUGCUCCUCUGGACCGAGAUAGAGAGAGACUGUCAAGCCCACGGGACGCCCUUCCAGACAUUUCUUAACCGAUACCUGUGUAAUUAUGUUUACCCUGUGCCAAAAAAAAAAUUCGGACAUACUGUGACAUUUACUGUGACAUUUUGCUUUAAAUGACUCCUGGUGCUCUGCAACAGUAAAGGUCAGAGAUGUUUUAAUAAAAACCUGUUGCAUUAUUUAUAAUUUAUUUGUCUGAUGGUAUUUUUUCUAACUGGUUGAGAGGGUGGGUUCUUAAAGUUUACAUAAAGUGUUGGUUUGUGUUGCAGUUUUUGUUGUACAUAUUGAGAAUGAUUUGUAACAAGAAGCCAUGUUAGAUAUUUUGCUUUUUUGUUUCUUAGAAGACCUUUCAAGUCCAAAUAUACAUUUUAUAAAAAAAAGGAAACAAAACAAAUAAAAUGAUUUGUGCGAACCUGAAUUUCACAACGGAGUGACUGUGGUUUUAAUGGAUAUUUGUGGUAAAUUAAUUCUGACAAGCAUGUCUCUAAAAGCACUCAGCCAUGAAACAUGGUUUUAAUAAAGAUUUUUUUAAUAA